AGUCCUCUGCGCAGGCGCCUGGGACCGCGGAGCUUUCUGGGUAAAGAUGGACGCUCACGAUCUGUUUCGCCGGCUCGGCGCGGGGGCCAAAUUCAACGUGAGACGCUUCUCGGCGGACGCAGCCCGAUUCCAGAUAGGGAAAAGGAAAUAUGACUUUGGUUCUUCAGAGGUGCUGCAGGGACUGGACUUUUUUGGAAACAAGUCUGUCCCAGGUGAUUGUGGAGCAUCGAAAACUCAUCAGGAGCUACAAGAUGAAGAGAAAAAAGAAGAGAGCCUAACUGAAAGGAAGAGGGAGCAACAAAAAAAGAGGAAGAAGAUGACUUCAGAGAUGAUUUCUCAAGAAGAAGUUUCUACUAUACAAUGGAUAUCAUCUGUGGAAGCAAAGAUUGAAGAGAAAAAAGCCAAAAAAGAAAAUAAACUAACUUCAGGAAAGUUGGAGCAGCUCAGGAAAGAAAAGAUAAACUUCUUGCGGAAUAAACAUAAAAUUCAUGUCCAAGGAACUGAUCUUCCUGACCCAAUUGCUACAUUUCAGCAACUUGACGAGGAAUAUAAAAUCAAUGCUCGACUGCUUCAGAACAUUCUAGAUGCAGGCUUCCAGAUACCUACACCAAUCCAAAUGCAAGCCAUUCCAGUUAUGCUGCAUGGUCGAGAACUUCUGGCUUCUGCUCCUACUGGAUCUGGAAAGACUUUAGCUUUUAGCAUUCCUAUUUUAAUGCAGCUGAAACAACCCACAAAUAAAGGCUUCAGAGCCCUGAUUAUAUCACCAACACGAGAACUUGCCAGCCAGAUUCACCGAGAGUUAGUAAAAAUAUCUGAGGGAACAGGAUUCAGGAUACACAUGAUCCACAAAGCAGCAGUUGCAGCCAAGAAAUUUGGACCUAAAUCAUCCAAGAAAUUUGAUAUUCUUGUGACUACUCCAAAUCGACUGAUCUAUUUAUUAAAACAAGAUCCUCCAGGAAUAGAGUUAACAAGUGUUGAGUGGCUGGUAGUAGAUGAAUCAGAUAAACUGUUUGAAGAUGGCAAAACUGGGUUCAGAGACCAGCUGGCUUCCAUUUUUUUGGCCUGCACAUCCCACAAGGUCAGAAGAGCUAUGUUCAGUGCAACUUUUGCAUAUGAUGUUGAGCAGUGGUGCAAACUCAACCUGGACAAUGUCAUUACUGUAUCCAUUGGAGCAAGGAAUUCUGCCGUAGAGACUGUAGAACAGGAGCUUCUCUUUGUUGGCUCAGAGACUGGAAAACUUCUGGCCAUGAGAGAACUUGUUAAAAAGGGUUUCAAUCCACCAGUUCUUGUUUUUGUUCAGUCCAUUGAGAGGGCUAAAGAGCUUUUUCAUGAGCUCAUAUAUGAAGGUAUUAACGUGGAUGUUAUUCACGCAGACAGAACGCAGCAACAGAGAGAUAACACAGUCCACAGCUUCAGAGCAGGAAAAAUCUGGGUUCUUAUUUGUACAGCCUUGCUGGCCAGAGGGAUUGAUUUUAAAGGUGUGAACUUGGUGAUCAACUAUGACUUUCCAACCAGCUCAGUGGAGUACAUCCACAGGAUAGGUCGAACUGGAAGAGCAGGGCAUAAAGGAAAAGCUGUUACAUUUUUCACAGAAGAUGAUAAACCAUUAUUAAGAAGUGUUGCCAAUGUUAUACAGCAGGCUGGAUGUCCUGUACCAGAAUACAUAAAAGGUUUCCAAAAACUACUAAGCAAACAAAAGAAAAAGAUGAUUAAGAAGCCUUUGGAGAGAGAGAGCAUUAGUACAACUCCAAAAUAUUUUUUAGAAAAAGCUAAGGAUACACAGAAAAAGGUCACUGGUCAGAAGAGCAAGAAGAAAGUAGCUCCUGAGGACAAAAGUUAAAAACAGACUUUCAAAAAGACUGUCUCACAAAUGUAAUUUUACGAUUCCAGUAUGAAUGUUGUUUUCAUGGAAUACAUCAUCUUAUAAUCACCUGUACCAAACAUUUGAAAUGAACCACAAGAACACCGGACUGGUGAAAAAUGAUCCUAAAUUAUCAGUGCAUCAUGUCAAGUUCAGUUUGUAGGUCAUUUUUAAGUGAUUAUACAAUAGAAAUAACAUUCAUUGAAAUUUGUGUGGUUUGAAUCCAGAGAGAUACUUCUUAUAGAAGAACAAAUGCUUAUGCUAAAAAUAACAGCACCCAAAUGUGGUGAACUCAUGGAUUUUUCCCUUCAAGUGUGAAGGAAGGUGUCAUGAACGCUGUGGAGAGGCAUCUGGAACCACAUUUCAAAGUAAAGCUUUGCGAUUGAAUGCCCCUUCCCACUUGCUUUUUUUUCCCCUCCUUCUUUCUUCCUUCCUUUCUUUCUUUUUUGGUUUGUUGGUUUGUUGGUUUUUUUGGAUGGACAAGAAGCAGCAUGGGCUGUCUAACAAGAAUAAACCUACUGCUCAAUUAUUUCACUAUUUCUUAAUUUGUUGGUGGCAUUUUGUGGUAUGAGCCACAACGAAAUGCCUCUUAUGUGGCUGGCUAUUCAAGUUCCCUAGGAUUUUAAAUUCUUUGGUCUAUUAAAUAUCUUAUCCCUCACUGGUAACAUAGCUCCUACUGUACCUGUCAUAAUAUUGCAACUAUAAGAUUAUGGUCAGCCUCUCCUUUUCUUCAUUUUCUGUCAUUUAACCAUGUUCUUUCCUGUCUCUUUCCGUUCGAGAUGACUUUGCUCAAAAACUGAUAAACAUUUUAUCCUGAUAAGGAAGAAUGUUCCUGUUACUUGAUAUACCUCUGGCCCCAUUCUCUUACAGCUGAUCUUUCCUGAGGCUUUAUGGCCCUUCAUCCUUUAGUACACAGGUCUCUGCCAAAGGUACAGGAUUAUGAUUAUACAGUGAUGGAGACUAUUCACUAUUAGCAGAUUUUUCUCAGUUGCUAGUUUUGUACAGUGGAAUAAAACAACAACUUCAUACCUGUAAGUUACUUGGAAUGGUACCUAACAGGAAUGUUACUUAUUAUCAUACUGUAAUACUAUAUAGAUAACCUUUUCUCAGCAGCACUUGAAUUAAACUUAUUUAUUUACUUUAGUCUCAGUCUUUUAUUCUCGAGUCAGGACAGGUAGACUCCAACUUAAAUAUUUUAGAUAGGACAAAAAUUGGUCAUCUUCAGAAUUUAUGUAAAUAGAGACCUCUUGCUGCAAGGUGCAAGAAAUACAAGCCUGUGAUUUGUUUGUUUGUUUGUACUUGCAAACACAUCCUUGACUCAAAAUAUAUUCUGGACUUCUGUGUACUGGUACUACCCAUUGACCAGUUGUUUGAAUAAGUUUUUUCAUUUCUCAGAGGUUCAGUUUCUUCAUUUGUGAAACUGAUGGUAAUACCAACUAUGUCUCAAGAUUAGAAGUACCUAGCACUGUGCCUGACAUGUUAUAACUUCUCUUUAAACAAACAUUAUGUAUUUGGUUAGGAAUAAAAGGCUUGAUAACAUAGUCUGUGCCCUUACAGUGUAAUUAGUGUUGAGGAUAAAGUAAAGGAACAAAGAAUGUAGUAAAUGCUGUUAAACAUAAAGCCACGAUGCUGAAGCGUCACAGGAGAGCAUCUAACCUGGACUGGAAAUGUCAUGGAAGGCUGACAUCCUGGGUCUUACAGAUGUAACAGUUAAUAAGUAAAGGAAAACAAAGUACUCCAGGCAGAAACAAAAA
Vicugna pacos (alpaca) is the source of this 3615-nucleotide messenger RNA. RefSeq names its product DExD-box helicase 52 (gene DDX52). Gene Ontology annotation, cellular component: cytosol. Lineage: Eukaryota; Metazoa; Chordata; Mammalia; Artiodactyla; Camelidae. Gene Ontology annotation, molecular function: RNA helicase activity; ATP binding; nucleic acid binding. Gene Ontology annotation, biological process: maturation of SSU-rRNA. The record is from RefSeq and is a predicted model, not a curated record.